AUGACGGCUAAGAUGGACAACGCUGAUGAUAAGCAAAUAGAAAAUCAUAUUAAACUGUUCACUGGCGCCAUCUUGAGAGAAAAAAGUGGCAAUUUCCCCCGGUUAAAACGGUCCAGGGACGGCUCUGUUUUUUCAUCUACAGAUGGAGCCACCACCAACAGGGGAAAUAAACUACUGCAGCACGCUGAAGGCGUCAAACGAACUUCGCUGCGAAACUAUGAUGGAAGUCAAGAAGGCCACGUAUUUUACAAUGGCUCAGUGCACAAACUUUUGGCGCGGAAUCGCCACAACAUUGAAGACAAUGAAGAUGAGAGCAGCAGUGGCAGCAACGUGGAUCUGCACGAAUUGGUUGACGUUAGACAAAUUCUAGCUCCCAUUGCAUCGCUCGAAGACAUUGCCAAACAUCCGGCGGUCUCAAAAACGUUUCAGAGUAGCGUGUUUCGAGGUCUCGCGCUGCAGGCGGUGCUGAUGAUAGAAAAAGAACAAAAUAACGUAGUGGCAUUUUCAAACGUAUUGGAAGCGUUUUUGGGAGAUUACCCAGGAUCUCUAGCAGAGCGCACUUUGGAGCUUGAAGAAUACGACCACAAUCUCAGUCUGCGAGACAGCUCCACGUCAGGCUACACAACUGCAGAUCAGCCAGAGCCUGUGAAAGCUGAGCAAGAUCUUAGCGACGGUGACCCAUUUUUUGCUCUUCCUCAAUUCAAUCCACACAAUUCCCUGCCAUCGGUUAUAUCUCAGAGAGAAGGGCCUUUGAGCGAAGAAGUAGAAGCUGCGAGGCAAUUGACUCAAAUCGCAUUACAACGAAACCAAGAGUUUAUCCGCAAUUUACAAAAAAUUCGCAAUUGCAUUGUGAAGGCCGAGCGCAUAAAAGAGCGAAUCAACAUGUGGAGUCGAGAAUUCGCUGGCAUUCCAGAGGAAGGUGUGACUGUGCCGAACGCGCUCCAUGUCGUGAAAAGAGGUCUAAUUAGCGCUACUACAAACCGAACUAUGACGGAAGAGGAGCUGGAAGCGGAAGAGGCAGACGAUCUGUUACAGGACAAGCCAGUUUAA
Molecule: messenger RNA, 1050 nt
Organism: Lachancea sp. 'fantastica'
Lineage: Eukaryota; Fungi; Ascomycota; Saccharomycetes; Saccharomycetales; Saccharomycetaceae
Source: the annotation of a GenBank genome assembly